CGGAAAACGGGUGGUGGUAAACAUAACUCCGUGUUCCUGUUUACGUCUGGUUGAAAUUUCAGGAAAGAGAAGACGACAGUGACGGUGCAGCCUGAUCCCCCGCGCCUCACGAAGAGGUUUCAAAGUGGUCUUUUGCAGCAAAACCUGCAGCACUGCGCCUGCGCCUCUCCUGUCGUCAGACAGGCCGUUUCAAUGCAUUACAGAGAGCCGUUAUCACCGCGGAGAUGGACGCCAGUGACCUGUUCUCGAGCUGCAGAAAGGGCGACGUUGCCAGAGUGAGAUACCUGGUUGAACAGAGAGAUGUGGAACUGAAUAUCAGAGAUAACUGGGACAGUACACCUCUGUACUACGCAUGCCUCUGUGGACAUGAGGAGUUGGUGCAGUAUUUAUUGGCCAACGGAGCGAAGUGUGAAGCGAACACGUUCGACGGCGAGCGAUGUCUGUACGGAGCUCUGAGCGACUCCAUACGCCGCCUGCUCAAGGAGUAUAAGCGCAUCACAGCUAAAACCAUGCAGCGGGAUUACUACGAGCAGUUCCUGCAGACGCUGCUGGAGCAGGGCUCGUACAGCGACGUGACGUUCAUGGUGCACGGCGAGAUGUUCCGCACGCACCGCUGCAUCCUCAGCGCUCGCUGUGAAUACUUCGCCCACAUGCUGGAGACUAAGUGGAAGGACAAGACCAUGAUCGCUCUCAAACAUCCACUGGUAAACCCGGCCGCAUUCGCCGCCAUCUUGCAGUACUUCUACACAGGUCGGCUGGACAUCGACGUGAGUUACGUGGAAGACUGCAAGCGUCUGGCCAAGCAGUGCAAGAUCAGCGAGCUCAUCGAGGAGCUGGAGGUCAAGUGCAAGCAGGUGCAGGAGUUUGUGUCCAACAAGCCAGGGACGUGUGUGAAGGUGCUCACUCUGGAUCCUCAUGACUGGCAGCUGCAGGACGGCAUGGCUCUGUUAGCCGACAGCGCUCUCCCCGCUGAUCUAAGGGUUGGAUACGGGCAGCUACCUUUUGAUUUGACUGACAGUUUUCCGAGCUACCCUGACAUCUGCUUCAGGGUGGACGGUUAUGACUUCCUGUGUCAUAAGGCGUUUUUCUGUGGCCGCAGCGAUUACUUCAAGGCGUUAGUGGAAGAUCAUUUCAGUGAAGGAGAAACCCUGCAGUCUCUCCCUGAAGUUCCUGUCAUCACUCUACAUGAUGUAUCUCACGAGCUGUUCACCAAAAUCCUCUACUACAUCUACAGCAAUAACACACAGCUGUCUCACGAUAGCGUCUACGAAGUGUUAUGUGUAGCAGACAUGUACCUUCUGCCGGGUCUGAAGCGCCUGUGCGGUCGCACCCUGGCCGCUCUGCUCAGCGAGGAAAACGUUCUGCACAUGUGGAAGACGGCCAAACUGUUCAGCCUGUUGCGCCUCGAGGACCAGUGCACCGAGUACAUGGCUAAGAUCAUCGAGAGGCUGGUGGAAAGGGCGGAGUUUGCAGAGCUGAUCCGAGAGGACGCCGAGAAUGUGGCGGCACGCCAGGAGACGGACUCCAUCCCGCUGGUGGACGACAUCCGCUACCACAUCAGCGGCAACGUUCAGACGUACAGCGCCAUCGAGGAGGCCAACCAGAAACUGCACGCUCUCGAGUUCCUGCUCAAUUACAUCGGCCUGGACUGCUGAGCGUGCACGCAGAAACGCAGGCUUAUGCGUAGGAUAACAUGGUGUGGCGUUACGGCUUUAUCUACGCUUUCUGCGCACCGGAAAUGAGUAGCGAUCAGUUUUAGAAUAACAGCCUGCUGUUAACGUUAACUCGCUCUUAUAUACCCUCACACUGAGUGGAGCUUAAAGCUUUACGCAAGUUUACUUAUUGGUUUUACUUUAGAUUAGAUUCUGUUCUUAUUAUCAUGAAUGAGAACCGGUCAAAUAUCAUUUUGUGUAUCCGUUAAGCAUGGUUACAUAACGAUAGAGUUACACUGAAGUGAGAUACGGGCUGCAGAAUAAUGACUAAAAUAUUAACGCUUUGCGAUUAGUUAAGCAGUUUAGGAGCAAAAUUGCUUUACAGCAUCGUGUCUGAAUCUAUCGCUCUGCACUUUAUAAACCUGUAGUCAUACAGAUGAGGAAAACAACAACAAUUAUGAGCAAAUGAAUCAUUUUUAAACAAUCGUGAUCCAAAUGAAUAAAUAUGUGAAUAAAAUAAUAAUUAAAAAAAUACAUGAAAAUAUGAGCCAUAAAUAAAUACGUAAAUAUAUAUAAGCCACAGGAAUCCUGCGAAUUAAUGUUAAUCAACAGUGAAUUAUGUUUGUUUAAUUAAUUAAUUAAAUCUGAAUCCACAGUCUUAAUAUAAAAGGUGUAAUAUAAUAACAAGAGGCGAAAGUGCUUCAUUUACUUCAUCAUAUAAUGAUUUCAUCAGGAAAAA
This is a messenger RNA of Hemibagrus wyckioides, 2391 nucleotides long. It is a transcript of the gene abtb1, whose product is annotated as ankyrin repeat and BTB (POZ) domain containing 1. The coding region runs from base 225 to 1655 and encodes 476 amino acids. The record is from RefSeq and is a predicted model, not a curated record. Gene Ontology annotation, molecular function: protein binding. NCBI's taxonomy places the organism in Eukaryota, Metazoa, Chordata, Actinopteri, Siluriformes, Bagridae. The transcript has 12 exons. Gene Ontology annotation, cellular component: cytoplasm; ubiquitin ligase complex.